Molecule: messenger RNA, 1608 nt
Organism: Girardinichthys multiradiatus
Lineage: Eukaryota; Metazoa; Chordata; Actinopteri; Cyprinodontiformes; Goodeidae
Gene: cnot8
Product: CCR4-NOT transcription complex, subunit 8
Exons: 8
Coding region: 246-1196 (316 amino acids)
Cellular component (GO): CCR4-NOT complex; P-body; CCR4-NOT core complex
Molecular function (GO): poly(A)-specific ribonuclease activity; nucleic acid binding
Source: RefSeq, a predicted model, not a curated record
UGGGCGCUAAUACACAUCACGUCAUCACGCAGUAACUCCCGUACAGCAGGUGCUGCUGUUGCGCGUUUUGAAGAGAAGGAGGCGAAACAGGAAAAAAACGAAGAAGAAAGUACCAUCAAAAGCCUGAAAGGAUUCAAGCGAAGAAAGCAGCAGAAUUGUUUCAUUUUAUGAUCUGAUUGCCUCUUCACCUCCCACUGAGUGCUGCAGGACUGUUGGGAUUUUAUCUUUUCAUCCAACCUGCCAACAUGCCAGCUGCACUUGCAGAUUCCAGUCAGAUCAUCUGUGAAGUCUGGGCGAGCAAUGUGGAAGAAGAGAUGAGGAAGAUCAGACAGAUUAUCCAAAGCUAUAACUACGUUGCCAUGGAACUGUGGUGCUCCGAGACAGAGGAGAAGGAGACCCUGUGUAAGACAUCACCAGCUGUUGAGAGCUCCAGCUGUGCUGCAGACUAUGUUGAGGACACAGAAUUCCCUGGGGUUGUCGUGCGGCCAAUCGGAGAGUUUCGCAGCACGGUAGACUACCAGUACCAGCUGCUGAGGUGCAACGUGGACCUCCUGAAGAUCAUCCAGCUCGGACUCACGUUCCUGAAUGAGGACGGUGAUUAUCCUCCGGGCACAACGACAUGGCAGUUUAACUUCAAAUUCAACCUCACAGAAGACAUGUAUUCACAGGACUCCAUAGACCUGCUGCAGAACUCUGGCCUUCAGUUCAAGAAGCACGAAGAAGAAGGGAUCGACACGCUGUACUUUGCUGAGCUCCUCAUGACGUCCGGCUUGGUCCUUUGUGAAAAUGUCAAGUGGCUCUCCUUCCACAGCGGUUACGACUUUGGCUAUCUGGUAAAGCUUCUGACGGACGCUCGGCUUCCCGAGGAGGAGCACGACUUCUUUCAGAUCCUCAACUUGUUUUUUCCUGCAAUCUACGACGUCAAGUACCUUAUGAAGAGCUGCAAAAGUCUCAAGGGAGGCCUGCAGGAAGUAGCCGACCAGUUGGAGCUGAAGAGGAUUGGACGACAGCAUCAGGCCGGAUCAGACUCGCUGCUCACAGGGAUGGCGUUCUUCAGGAUGAAAGAGCUUUUCUUUGAAGACCACAUCGACGACGCCAAGUACUGUGGGAGAUUGUACGGGCUCGGCUCUGGAUCCAGCCAGCCACAGAACGGGAUGUCCGGAUCGGGUCAGGAGGAGACCAACAACAAACACUGAGUGGCCGCUCGGCUUCGCUUGCUUUUAAAAAUCCACCAGCAGAUUUCUGCUCUCAUGUUCUCCAACAGGACUCUGAACAUAUCUGAGCGACUUUCCCAGCGGACUCGCAGCGAGAACAGAUCCUUCAGUGGCCGACUCGUUUCUUCCCAUGUCACUUUUAACAGAGUCUUAGGCCAAACAAGUCGGGUCAGUUUUUUUUUUAAAACAUGUCUGUUUUUACAGCGUGGGACCAGCUCCUGACAUCCUGGGAUUUUAAAGACUCCUCCCCUUUGAUUAUUCUAAUCAGACUGCCCCCCCCCCCCCCCCACUCCUCUUUCUUUUCCUCUACAGGGAUUUAUUUUUUUAAGUUGUUGCUGGAAGGGCCUGUAAAUUAAAAAUGUAUAAUUUCAACAAAAAUAAAUGUUUUAGCUCA